This is a messenger RNA of Candidozyma duobushaemuli, 1341 nucleotides long. RefSeq lists its product as uncharacterized. The transcript has a single exon. The coding region runs from base 1 to 1341 and encodes 446 amino acids. Gene Ontology annotation, molecular function: Hsp70 protein binding. The record is from RefSeq and is a predicted model, not a curated record. Lineage: Eukaryota; Fungi; Ascomycota; Pichiomycetes; Serinales; Metschnikowiaceae. Gene Ontology annotation, cellular component: cytoplasm. Gene Ontology annotation, biological process: protein refolding.
AUGCCCGACCUAUAUGCCGUUCUAGAAGUGGAUCUGUCGGCGACAGAAAUUGAAAUAAAAAAGGCCUACAGAAAGCUCGCCCUAAAGUAUCACCCAGAUAAGGUAGGUGAAGAAGAAAGAGAGACAGCAGAGAUCAAGUUCAAGGAGGUGUGCCAUGCCUACGAAGUCUUGAGCGACGAAAAGAAAAGAGCAGAUUAUGACCUCUACGGUGACUCUGAUCCGAUGGACCGUGGCGAGGCCAAUGGUCAUCCGUUUGGUCAGUCGUAUGGAGCCCACAGAGAGUAUAAUGCCGAGGAUUUCUAUGAUUUCUUCAAUAACAUGGGUGGCCACGGCGCUGCUAGGGGACCUGCUCAAAAGGAAAAAACCGACGAUGCCGAAAUCUUUAUAGAGGUGACGUUGGAGGACCUCUUCAAGGGAAGAGUGGUGAAAGUGACCAGUACCAGAAACAUACUCUGUGGAAGCUGCCACGGCACCGGAGCAAAGAAGGCAGCUAAAAUGAAAUCGUGUCCUUCUUGUGAAGGUAAAGGUAGCACCCAAAGAAUCAAGAGACUCGGACCCGGUAUGGUUGUUCAGGAACAAAUCAGAUGCACAUCCUGUGACGGCACCGGCAAGAUCUUCUCGGCUAAGAAUGCUUGUAAAACAUGCAAGGGCACGAAGGUUGUGGAGGAGACGAAAAUCUUGGAGUUUGAGAUUGCCCCUGGCUCGCCCAACGAGGGAAAUAUCGUUCUUGAAGGUGAAGCUGACCAACAUCCUUCAAUGGAAACAGGCGACGUUGUGCUCAAGUACACUUGCAAGAAGCACGAUGUGUUUACUCGCCGUGGCGACGAUCUUUUUGCCAAAUACAAGAUUCCCUUGGUGGAUGCACUUUCGGGAUUUUCAAGGGUUGUCUGCCAACACUUGGACGGUAGAGCCAUGCAUGUUACUACGCCCAAAGGCAAGGUUAUUCGUCCCGGCCACCUAAUCAAACUUCCUGGAGAAGGUAUGCGCCGUGAAAAACAAGGCACGUUCAGCAAGCUCAUGGGCGCCUCCUACGGUGAUUUAUACAUCGAUGUCGACAUUGAAUUCCCCAAGGACAACUGGUACUUGGAGUUGAACGACAUCACCAAGCUCAAAAACGUUCUCCCCAACGACCUACAGAGCAAAUCAGACAUCAAAAAGCAACAAGUUCCUUCGCUGUCGUUGCCCGAGGCUAAUAUAGAAUAUGUGGAGAAGGUGACAUUGGCCACGGCAGAUGCUCUUCCUUCUUAUGAAGAACCACAGCAGAGCAAGCCAAAUGGCCACGCUUAUGCCCAGGAGAACUUCUUCUACGAAGAUGCAGAGCCCGAGUGCACUACUCAAUAG